This is a messenger RNA of Trichogramma pretiosum, 1693 nucleotides long. Its product is annotated as zinc finger protein 85-like. NCBI's taxonomy places the organism in Eukaryota, Metazoa, Arthropoda, Insecta, Hymenoptera, Trichogrammatidae. Gene Ontology annotation, molecular function: RNA polymerase II cis-regulatory region sequence-specific DNA binding; DNA-binding transcription factor activity. The record is from RefSeq and is a predicted model, not a curated record. Gene Ontology annotation, biological process: regulation of transcription by RNA polymerase II. The coding region runs from base 164 to 1222 and encodes 352 amino acids. The transcript has 3 exons.
UGCUAGCAAAGAGCUAAAUUCCUGCAGUAAGCAAGUGUUUACAAAUAAUAUCUGUGAAAGCGAAUAUAAGAUAUAGCGUUGGCUAUUCGAAGCGUAUAACCUCGAAUAUUUUCUCAGUGCCAAUCUUGAAAAUUCACUGUGAUUUCAUAUAAUAAAACGAGUGAUGGAAAGUAAAGAGGACAUAAUUAGGGUAAAACAAGAAUCUAAUGUUACUUGGCCGGAAGCAGACGAUGAUUUCAAUUUUUAUUCGAUGAACUCUUGUAAAAUCAAAACCUUUAAAACAUUUGAAUCAUCAGCAAAUCACACGGGUGAGGUUAAGGAAUUGCAAGAAAAGUUGGAACAAAAAAUAUUCGUAGAAUUUGAAUGCAAAGAUGUUAAAUCUGAACCGAAAUCUUUUUCGACAAAAACCUGCAAAACUGAAGAUCCAAGUAAUCCACUAGUUGUGAAAAUAGAAAACCAAAUUCAAACUUAUCAUAAGAAACACGAAAUUGUAGGAACAUAUCAGACUCAAACUUACAGUGAUUUAUUAGGUAGCCAGACUAAACUUGAAGAUCAUGUUGAUGUAUUACAAGAUCGUAGCAAACCGUUAAAAUGUGAAGUUUGUCACAAAUCAUUUAAAUUCCAAAGUCGACUAAAAUUUCACGUCAACGCAGCACAUAUCAAACCCUUUAAGUGUGCGAUAUGUCAUAAGGCAUUCGGAGUUCAGUAUAUACUUAAAAGACACAUGUUGUUGGUACAUAAACAGAGCAAACCCGUCGAGUGUGACAUUUGUCAUAAAUCAUUUGGACUAAUAGAUACGCUUAAAUCUCACGUAAUUACUGUACAUUAUCGUAGCAAACCUUUCGAGUGUGACAUCUGUCACAAAUCAUUUGGGCUAAAAGGUAAUCUUAAUACUCACGUACAUACAGUUCACGAUCACAGCAAAACCUUCGAAUGUGAGAUUUGUCACAAAUCAUUUGGACAAAAAGGUUCCCUCAAAACUCACAUUAAUGGAGUACAUGAACGUAGCAAACCUUUCGAGUGUGAGAUUUGUAACAAAUCAUUUAGACACAAAUAUUACGUCAAAGUUCAUGUUAAUACAGUACAUAAUAAAAUCAAACCUUUCGAAUGUGAAAUUUGUCACAAAUCAUUUGGACAGAAAAGUAGCCUCAAAAAACACUUUAAUGCAGUACAUGAACGCGGGAAAUCCUUUAGAGUGUGCGAUAUGUCACAAAUCAUUUGAAUUUUAUGGUCAACUCAAAAUCCACAUUACUACAGUACAUGAUCGUAUCAAACCUUUCGAAUGCUAAAUUUGUCACAGAUCAUUUAGACAAAAAAGGUCCCUUCAACAUUCACAUAACUGCAGUACAUGAUCGUAGUAAACCCUUCAAAUAUGAUUUAUGUCAAAAAUUUAAUAGUCGCAAAGAUACUCUAAAAGGUCACAUGAAGUCUGUACACAAUCAAAUCCUUUGAGAGUAAGAUUUCUCACAAAUCAUUUGGACACGAAUAUCAUUACAAACGUCACGUGAACGCUGUGCAUAAUCAAAACAAACCAUAUAGAAGCUCAAAAUUUGUUACGGUAAAUUUGAAUCCAAUGAAGUUUUCUACACUUACAUUAUUAUGAUACGUAAUUUUAGAAAAUCAUUCGCCUACAUAUCCUGUAGUUUUGUAAAUAUCAAUAAUGGAUUCCAAAUUGUUAUUAAUUUUAUUGUAA